Molecule: messenger RNA, 1601 nt
Organism: Cajanus cajan (pigeon pea)
Lineage: Eukaryota; Viridiplantae; Streptophyta; Magnoliopsida; Fabales; Fabaceae
Product: Regulator of Vps4 activity in the MVB pathway protein
Biological process (GO): protein transport
Source: RefSeq, a predicted model, not a curated record
UUACCAGUAGACCGUUACUCUCCUCAUUUUCCCCUUAAACCCCAAGCCAUUGUUGUUCUCCUUCACUCGCCACUCCGCCAUGACGGUCGCAAGCACAGCCUCGGAACGCACCAAGAGGCUCUUCAAGCUCACGCUCUCCGUCCUCCGACUCGGCUUCAACUCCUCCAAAUGCAAAACGGCGGCGAAGAUGGCGGUGGCGAGGAUCAAGCUGCUGAAGAACAAGAGGGAGGUGGUGGUGAGGCAGAUGAGACGUGACAUUGCUCUUCUUCUUCAGUCUGGUCAAGAUGGCACCGCUCGUAUCAGAGUUGAGCAUGUCAUGAGAGAGCAAAAUGUUUUGGCUGCAAAUGAGUUCAUUGAACUCUUCUGUGAAUUAGUUGUGGCCAGACUGUCAAUCAUUGCAAAGCAAAGGGAAUGUCCUGCAGAUUUGAAAGAGGGAAUCGCUAGCUUGAUAUUUGCAGCCCCUAGGUGCUCUGAAAUUCCAGAACUUGUGGCACUCAAGAAUAUCUUUGAGAAGAAAUAUGGGAAAGAUUUUGUAUCUGCGGCUGUUGAUCUUAGACCUAGCUGUGGUGUAAAUCGCCAAUUGAUUGAAAAACUCUCAGUACGAACACCUCCUGGUGAAGUAAAAUUGAAAGUGUUGAAGGAAAUAGCUAAGGAACAUCAAAUUGAUUGGGAUACCACAGAAUCUGAGCAAGAACUUCUCAAGCCUCCAGAAGAGCUAAUAGAAGGGCCACGUGCUUUUGUCAGCGCGAGCACCCUACCAGUAAAACCCUCUACAAAUGUGUCAAUUGAAUCAAAUAAGCCAGCAACUAGAUUAUCAGGUGGUGGAAUGCAUUAUGAAGAUUCUAAGGCUGCUGCUGAAGCAGCAGCUGAAGCAGCCAAGAAAGCAAUCGCUGCUGCUGAAGUUGCUGCUUAUAUGGCUAUGAAGGACAACAAUGAAGCUCCUCAACCAUAUAUUUACAAUAAUAAGUUGUAUAACUCGGGAGUCAACUCUGUGACCUUCCAAUCACACAAUCCUCCAAAAUGUACACACAAUCCUAUGUCAACUGAGGAGAAAAUGAACAUGUCACAUGGCUUACCAAGGUCUGAUCUAAUGAACAAUGAGGAUACAUUGCCUAAUCAAUAUGGCGGAAAUGACUAUAGGAGGCACAGCUAUCAUCCAAGAUCUGACCAAAUGAAUAAUGAGGAUACAUUGCCUAACCAAUAUGGUGGAAAUGAUUAUAGGAGGCACAGCUACCAUCCGACUUCUGCAUAUUCUGAUAUAAAAUUUGAUGAAUCAGACUGUGAUGAAGAAAUUGAAGCAGAAGAACCUCCUGCUACUGUGCCCCCUAAUCGGCUUCCACCACCGGUACCCUCAUCUCUGGCUAAACAAGAUAACCGCAUUCGUGUACAUCCUAAAUUGCCAGAUUAUGAUGAACUUGCUGCCCGCUUUGAUGCACUAAAAUUCAAAAAGUAACAAUCUUGAACCCACUUUAGCUACAUGAAUCUAUUCUAAGUCAUUAAUUUGUACUGCUCUACCUUAGCGGAUAUUUAUUUAGGGUAUAUAGUAUUAUUUUGGUCAACUUGAAUCUCAAUAAAAAUAUUCCAUCAUUCUGAUUUCCCUA